Molecule: messenger RNA, 9882 nt
Organism: Boleophthalmus pectinirostris (great blue-spotted mudskipper)
Lineage: Eukaryota; Metazoa; Chordata; Actinopteri; Gobiiformes; Gobiidae
Gene: golgb1
Product: golgin B1
Exons: 20
Coding region: 283-9024 (2913 amino acids)
Cellular component (GO): Golgi apparatus; cis-Golgi network; endoplasmic reticulum-Golgi intermediate compartment
Source: RefSeq, a predicted model, not a curated record
UUCACUCUGGGGUCGUGCACAGCCAUGUGUGCUCUUUACACUGCGACAAUAAAUAAAUAUGAGUCUUUCAUUCAAUGAUACAUUUUCGUAUUGACAGUUCAGUUGCGCUUGUAGACGGCCCCUUCUUUACGCAGCUCCUCCGGGUGACCAAUGAGCGCAGAGAAAGUUUCGUUUCCGGGAGUGUUUGGUGAUGUGGCUAUGCUCUGAGAAAAUCAGCCGAGGAAAUAAACCCAAUAAACGCAGAACCAUUUAAGUGGGCAGCACUUGAACAGUGCCAGCUCAAUGUUGAGCCGUCUGGCAAAUGUUCUCCAGGACCUCUCUGGAGAGGAGAGCCCUGAUGGAGACUCACAAGGAGUACUUGAUCCGAGACUUCCUGUGGGUGAUCAUCAGAUCUCUGAAUCUGAGGUACCGGAGGAGGCCAUGGAGAGACUGGCCCACUUGGAGCAGCUUGUUGUACAGCUGAAGGAGCUAAUCCGGGAUAAGGACUCUCAACUGCUGCAAAAGGACACGGAGCUGGCCAAUAAAGAUGCACAGAUUAAGAGUGAAAGUGAAGCAGCUGAGGCUCGCUUCACUAAACUUAAAUUGCAAGCCAAAGUGAAGAUGGCAUCUCUCACUAAACAAAUAAAUGAACUAAAGGGACAUGAAGGCGCAGCAACUCCUGACAGUUCAUUUACAGGAGCUUGUGGGGCUUCAGAGGAGGAACUGCAGGAGCUGAGGACUAAACUGAGUCAAGAGGAGGAUGAAAACAAGAAUCUCAGAGACAAACUACAGGCCAUAGAGCAACUUCUACAAGACAAGGAAUCAGCUCAUGGUGAACAGACAGUGCCACUAAUGUUUUUUUUCCAGGUUCAGAUAUUGCAGGCUGUUGUUUGUGAAAAAGAUGUACGUUUUCAAGAACAGAUCCAAAAACAUGAAGAGGAGCUGCUAAGAGUCACAUCAGAGUCUCACAGUAAUGAAGAGCUUCAAGAGGCUCUUCACGCAGCCCAGCGAAAGUGUGAGGAGCUGGAGGAGACUGUGAUCUCUCGGUCUCAGGUGCUGGAAAUGCUGCAGCAGGAACUCAACAGUGCAGAUCAGCAAAAACAGAUCUUAACUAUUCAAUUCCGUCAGAUGGAGCAGGAGCUUGCAGAGUCGGUCAGAUUGAGAGAGGAGGAGAGGCAGCAGUUGACACAAGCACAAGCAGAAAUCUCCUCUCUGAGAAACAGCCUAGAAACCUGGGAGGCAGAGAAAGCUGAAAUGGCCAGGCUCCAGAGUGAGCUGGUGGCAAUGAAGGAGGUAGAGCUUGUUAGUCAAGAAGCUCUACAAAAGGAAAAGACACAGGUUGAAAGACUUGAGCAGGAACUGGCUCAACUGAGAGAGUCCGAGGAGGUGCUGGAGAGAAGCAGGGCAGAAAUGGAACGUGUGGAAAGAGAGCUGGAGUCAGUUAGGGAGGCAGAGGCAGAAAGAAUGUUUGCUUUAGAGCGAGAGAAGUCAGAGGUGGACAAACUCAACCAUGAAUUGACUACACUCAGAGCAGAGCGUGAACAGUUACAAGAGCAGAGUACAGCUCUGAAUGAAGUUUGGAGGCAUUUACGGUCUUUGGAUACAGGAGGCUGUACAGCUCCAGAUGAAGGCCCUGUUUGCAUUGACCCUACUGUGUUAAUAGAGACUGUACAGUCCAUUGAAGCUCAGCUCUUCAAGUUAAAACAGGAACACAGUGAUAGUGAGAAACGUUGUCUGGAGUUUACCUACAACAUUGAUAUCCUUCAAGAACAAUUGGACAGACACACUAAAGACAAUGAGGAAGCAUCCUCCAAAAUACAGCAUCUGGAGCAACAAAUUAAAGAGAUAUCUGAAUCAGGUCGUGAUCCUGAAUCCUCAGAUGCAGAUACUUCUAGAGAACGCAUCUCUGCUCUGGAAAGACUGCUAAUGGAAAAGGAUGAUGAACUGUCUGCUUUUAAAGCUUCUCUAGCCCAGAAACAUGAAUCUGCUGAAGUUACAGAAGUUGAAAUUCCAAAGCAGUCUGAUGAAAGCACUACAUCUGCUCUUCAAGACCUGUUGGAGGAAACCCAAGAUGAGGAGACUACUUUAGUGGCUGAGGACACCUCUGUUCUGUCUAUGUCCGCUGACAAUGAGAGUAGUCCAGAGCUGAUUGGGACCCAGUCGGAGUCCCCCGAGGAGUCCAAAGCCUCUUCAGAUGAGAUGGUGGCAAGCAGCGACUCGGAGGUGGCCCACAGCAGCUGGACACUUCUGGAAGCUGUGAACCAGGAGGGGGGACCGGAAUGGCCAUCUGUGUUACAGGACUUCAGUCAGCUGCAGUCGUCAUGGGAAACCACAAGCAUGGAGCAGGAGUCAUCCACAGUUCAAGUUGAGUCAUCUUCAGUGAUUAUCCAUGAAACUGUGGAGGUUCAUCUGACCCAGGACACUUCAUCUUCAGAGCAAAAUGUUUCUUCUGGCCAGGUCUUUGCUCAGGUCUUGGCUGAAGAGCUACAGAAAAGAUACAGUGAGUUGCUGGCAGAACUGCAGAGGCUCAGGCAGGAAACUGGUGAAGCUCAGAAGAAAAUCUGUGCUUUGAAAGAGGAGACCUAUGCACUCACUGUUGCUAAAGAAGCUGCAGAAUCUCAGGCAUCCCAUUUUGAACAAAAGCUUAACACUGUCAGAGAAGAGCUGGAUAAUGUUCUGCAAAAUGGUUCUAUAAAAGAAAAACAACAAAUUGAAAUGCAACUUUUAGAAGAGCAAAUAGACAUUUUAAAUAAUCGUUGUACAGAGAAGGAGGAAAGCAUCCAGGCUCUGAAAAUAGAACUAAAAUCUGCACUGGAUUUGUUGACGGAGCAGCAGAGCCAGGCACGGAUGCUCAGUGUCCAGUUGGAGGACAGAGAGCACUUCUCCUCUGAGCUCGAAGAGAAACUGAGGGAUUUGGGGUCCUCACAGAGCGACAUCAACAAUGAAUCACUUUUAAAGAAAGACUCUGAAAUCAGUGAGUUGCAUCUACGCUUGAGUGAGAAAGAGCAGGAGAUUAUAGCACUCAAUGAUAGUAUGUCUGCUAAACUCAUUCAAGCACAAGAAGAGACAUCACUGGUUCACAGUGAAAUGAAUAAGUUGAAAGAGGAGAUGCAGGAGCUUAGAAAUAUAGUGGAUGAUAAAGAAACUAGUCAUGGCUCAACAUUGCCAGAUGAAGAUACUUUGUUAACUUUACAAAAGGAAAAAGAAGAGCUGAAAACUCAACUUACCAACACAAAGAAGAAAUUACAGAUGGCUCUUGUGCAGCGCAAAGAACUCAUGAAAAAAGUGGCAAACCUAGAAGAAAACAAGGUUACUGACCAGGAUGUUAUGGAAGAAAAGCAAAUGGACAAGCGUGGAAAUAAAGAGUUUGAAAAAAUGGAGGUUAAGCUUUCUGAACUUGAAAAAACUUUGAAAGAAAAAGAGGAGGUUGUUGAGAGUUUGGAGCAGAAGAUACGCCAACAGGACCAGGUUCUUGCAGAGGCACUUGCUCUAAACAGAAAAUUAAGCAAGGAAGAUGAAAGUUCCCAGCAAAUGGAUAAUCUGAAUAUGAUGACGUUACAAUCGCAAGUGGUCUCCCUUGAAGGGGAGUGUGACUCACUUCAGAAGAAAGUGCAGGAAGCCCAAGAGUCUCGCAAAGACACGCUCCGUAAAGCAAAAGAGAAAGACAGGCACCACCGUGAACAACUAAAGCAACUGAAGGAGGAGUACUCUGAGCUUAUGGGGCGUUUUGAAAAGCAGAGUGAUGAAAAGGAAGUUCUUCAGCAAAAGCUGAGAGAAUUGGAAAUGCACAAGAAGCAAGAAAUUCAGUCUUAUCAAGAGUCACAACUGGAGGUUAAAACCUCCGAAAAAUCUGCAGCUAAUGACUGGGGACAGGAGGACUGGGUUGACUUUGCAGCCCCUGAGCCAGAUACAGCCCAACAGCAACCGUCUAGUAGUGAGAGUAGGCCAGAGCAAGGUCAAGGCUUCUCUGUACAAGUGGAUGAGUCAUUGGAUGCACUCAGAGAGGAAAUAUAUGCUUUACAAAAAGCUAACACAGAACUAGAAAAUAAAUUGGCAGAUACACACGCUAUUUUGUCACUCAAGGACACAAAAUUAUUGGCAGUAACAAGAGAUCUGCAGCUACUAAAAGAAAAAGAAAUACAAAUAGAUAUUGUUUCUGAAGAGAUGAAUGUUCUUAGAGAAAAAUAUCAACAAGCUCAGUCUUAUGCAGAAAGUCUUAAGGCUGAGAUGGACGCUGCUGUUAAAACUGCCUCUGUGGAGUCUGCCUCCUCCAUUGCAGCUCUUCAGGCUGAAAUUGCCGAUUUCAGACUAUUUCUUGACAAUAAAAACCAAGAGAUAAUGGAGCUCAGUCAACAACUUCAAGAGCAAAACACUUUGAUACGCUCCAUGGAGACUGCUGUGUCACAUAAGGAUGAACUAAUAGUCUCUUUACAGGAAGAACUGAAGGCAGAGCAAGAAAAAACACAGAGGUUAGAAGUGGAGGUCCCUCAAAAGCAGGAAGAAGAAAAGGACAGUGAGACAAAGAUACAACAACUGCAAAGAAAACUACAAGCAGCUCUGAUCAGCCGUAAAGAGGUUCUAAAAGAAAACAAGACGAUAAAGGAGCAACUAGCCUCCACUGAGCAGGUACUUACUGAGCUGAAGGAAAAAAUGAGUGCAACAGAAGAAGAGCUGGAGAAGCUCCAAAGUGAACGAGACAAAUUGAUCAGCGAGGUGGACCGUUUACUCCUAGAAAACCAAAGUCUUGGCUCUUCCUGUGAGAGCCUUAAACUGGUAAUGGAUGGCAUUAUAAGUGAAAAAGACAAUUAUCAAAGAGAGGCUGAGCUCGCCAAAGAGGAGGCAGCCCACACCUGCAGAGAGUGGGAAGAAAAGGUACAAAACAUGAAGGAGGAGUAUGAGACGCUCCUCAAGUCCUAUGAAAAUGUGAGUGAUGAAGCAGAGCGUGUGAGAAGAGUCCUGGAAGCAGCCAAACAGGAGAGACAGGAGCUAGCGUCUAAAGUAAGGGCCCAUGAAGCAUUGCGACUAGAGGCUGAAAGACAAGCAGAGGAGGCAAAAAAAGAGGUGGACACAGUGAAAGACAAAAUGAGAAAGUUUGCUAAAACAAAGCAACAGAAAAUAAUGGAAUUGGAAGAGGAGAAUGAACGGCUGAGAGAACAGCAAGAAAAAGCCAUGAAUGUGUCACCUGAUGAUAGAGGCCUUAAAGCUGAGUUUGAAAAAGCGUGUGAGGAUCUGAGGGCUUUACAAACUGAAUUAGAGGAAACCAAAAAUGAGAGAGACAUUUUAAGUCAGCACAUUGAUGAGUUAAGGGAAGAAAUUGCACAAAGGGAAUUUAAAGAAAGUGAAACUACAGCCCAGAGCACUGCUGCUGUUCAAGAGGAGAUUGUAACUGCACAAACAUCAGAUAUGACUAUGACUAAAUAUGAGCCAUCUGAGGGCCAAGAACAUGAAGAAACAACUUUAGAACCGUCUAACAAAGUUGCUAUAGGUGUAGGUGCCCCAACAGAAAAAAAAUAUGAACUUGAACAAAUGGAACACAAAAUUAAGGAUAUGGAAGCUGCUUUUGCUACUGAAAGAGUUCAGUGGCAGAAACUGGAAGCUGAAUUAAGGGGGCAAUUAGCUACUCUCGAACAAGAUGUUGAAGAGCUCAAAACAAAAGAAAUCACUUCAGAGCAGUCACUUCAUCAGAGCACAGAGAGGGAAAAGAGGCUGGCAGAGGAAGGAGUCAGUAGAGAGACACAUUUCAAAGAGCUCCUUAAAAAUCUGGAAUCUGAGAAGGAUAACCUGGAGGAGCGCUUGAUGAAUCAACUGGCUCAACUCAAUGGCAGCAUUGCCAGCUACCAACAGGAGGCUUCAGACCAGCGGCAGCACCUGGCAGAGCUGCAGUGUGAAGUGGAGACACUGGAGCGAGAGAGGGCUGAACUGGAGGCUCAGUACCACAGUGAGCAGGCACGCGCCUUGAGGCUGGAGGAGGACAUGAGGCAGGCCCAGAGGCAGCGGGCAGAGGCCGAGGCACAGUGUGGGAAACAGAGGGAGCUCGAGCAGCAGCUGCGCUCUGCGGAACGAGUCAAAGAGGGAAGUCAAAGCCGAUCGCGACAGCUCGAAGAGCUGCUUCGAGAGAAACAGCUGGAGGUUCGCCAGCUGCAGAAAGACUCUAUUCAGUACCAAGAGAGGAUCAGUGAACUGGGUCGAGAGGCUAAGGCACUGCAGAUCGGUCAUGAUGAGCUCCUAAAGAAACAGCAACAUGCUCAACUUGAGAUUUCUAAAACUGUGGAGGAUUUGAAAAGGACUGAAGCAGAGUUGUGCGAUUGUAAGUCUCAGUUAAAUUAUGCCCAGGAACAACUGAAGGACGCUUUGGCUGAUAAAGCAGCUGUGGAGCAAAAGGCCCAGCAGAAGGAGACAUUGCUGAAAACUGAAGCUGAGCAGACAUUGGACUCUGUGCGGUUCAGGCUGGGAGCUGAGCUGAAAGAGAUAGAGCUGAGACUAGAGGAGUCCUUCAGAGAAAGGGAGAGAGAGGAAGAUGCUACUGCAGAGGCCAGAGACCAGGCAGAGGCAGCAGAAAGACGGGCACAAGAGUUGAAAACUCAAUUGGAUGAGUCACUGGCCAGGUUGGCUGCCUUCUCUCGCUGCAUGUCUUCAUUGCAGGAUGAUCGGGACCGUAUUUUAGAUGAGGCCCGUCAGUGGGAAAACCGCUUCAAUGGCGCUCUCCAGGGUAAAGAGGCUGAAGUUCGGGAGGCGGAAACACGUGUAAAGGCAUUAGCAGAACAGCUGCAAAAGGAAAUUGCACUGAAAGAAGGACUCCAAAUCUCUAUUGACAGUUUGGAAAAUGCCGACAAAGAAUGGCAGCAGAAAUUUGAGGAAUUUAACAACAAAUUCAAAGCCAAUAAAGAGUCUCUUGAAAAGGAGAGGAGCCAGCUGGAGCAGACCACCACUGCUCUGCAGGCUGCACAAAGUGAAACCCUUAGUCUUCAAAAGGAAGUGGAGAGUUUGCAUCAGAGGACAAAAGCUCUGGAGGAGGCAGUGGGCCAUUUACAGGCUGAAGCUGAUCAAGCCCGAACUGAGCUAAGAGAAAGAGAAACUGAAGAAAGGCGUCUAUGUCUGAAUGUGGAACAACUAGAGGCAGAUCUGCGCUCCUCCAAGGCCCUGACUGAAAACUUGCAGAUGGAGUUAAAUGAGAAGGAACGAAAAGAGGUUGAGAUGUUAGGCGAGACAGAGCAAGCGGUCACUCAGGCUGCAGAGGAGGCCAGAAAGGAGGCUGAAGGUAGAGCACAAGAAGCUGAGAAGGAGCUGGAGCAGAGAAGAGUUGAACUGCAGGAGCUUGAAGACAAACUGCGAAAAGCAGAAACCGAAAGUAAUCAGAGUAAAACAAGGCUAGAUUCAUUUACCAAGGCUAUGGGCUCUCUGCAGGAUGACAGAGACAGAGUCCUUAAUAUGUAUAAGCAGCUGGAAGAGAAACAUCUUCAGGUGAUGAUGGAAAAGGAUGGUCUGAUCCAGGAGGCUGCUGGUGAAAACAACAGCCUGAAAGAAGAGCUGCGCUCUCUGCUGGUACAGAGGGAUGACCUGUACGCGGAAAAAGCCAAGCUGGCUGCACAGCUUCAUGGAUACAGAGAAGAGCUCAACCAAGUCCUAAGCAUGAAAGAGUCUCAACACAAACAGCUUUUAGCAGCCCAACGCCAGCGCAUAGCUACUCUCGAGAAGCAGCAUAAAGAAAUGGAGAACCAGCUGAGGAGCCUGAAUAUGGCCAGGGACACCGAGGGGCACAGUAGACUAGAGGAGGAGACUCUUAGUCAGGUAGCUGAGACCAGUACACCUUCACAAGUGGUGGUUGCUCCAGGAGCAGAGGUGGAGAAGCUUAGGGAGCAACUACAAGCUGCAAGAAAACAGGUUAAAGAUCUGGAGGACACUCUGUUAACAGAGAGGGAAGCACAGGAGACCAAGAGCAAAGAACUUGAAGAGCUAAAAUGGGAGGGAGGUGUGAUGCGCACAGAGUCUGAGAGUGCACAGGAAAGAGUUGCAGAGCUGGCACGGGACCUGCUGGCUGUUGAACAGAAGCUGCUGGAGGAGAAAGAAGUGACCACACAGCUCAGAGCAGAGAAGCAAUCCUUUGCUAAAACCAUGGCCUCGCUUCAAGACAGCAGGGACCAAGCUCUAAACAAGGUACAGGAACUGAGUCUGAAAGUGGAAGAGCUCAGCAGAGCAGGUAGCCACAUGGCACAAAGUGGAUUAACAAGCUCCACUGGGGAAGUCUGGGGUCUGAAAAAUGCUCUGCAGGCCCUGCAGAAUGACAGGGAAAGACUGCUGGAGCAGCUUGAAUCAAAAUCCUCAGAGCUCAAAAAGCAAAAGUCUGAGCUGUCCCGGCUGGGUGCAGGAGAGCUGAUCAAAGUCAGUCAGGAACUUUUUGAGGAGAAGGAGAGGAACAAAAACUUGCUGGGAGUCAUUGCAGAGCUGGAAAACGCUGUUAAAGUGGGCAAGCAGGAAAUCGAUGCACUACAUAUGGAACGGGUGGAUAUGAUGGCUCAAGCCGAGCAGCUAAAGCAGCAGACUCUUGUUACACUCUCAGAAAGAGACCAACAACUACGCCAUCUCAGUACUAUGCUGGAGGAAGUUCACCAUAAGAAACCACAACUCCAAGAAGAACACUAUCAAAGACAGGGAGCAGAAGAUGGUGCUCCAGGGGCUCCACAACAGAAAUCCUCUGUUCUGGAGACACAUGCAUAUCUGGAGGAGGUCAAGGAGCUGCAUCAGAGAUUAGAUCAAGAGACUCGUCAAAGGAUAGCUGCUGAGGAGCAGUUACAGGCCACGCAAGAUCGACUGAGUCGUCACAGUCAGGCUCAGUGGAACUUGGCAUUAGAAGAUGAACUCUCAGAAACUGCAGUCUUCAUUGAACCACCAGAAGGAGCUGUCACUAGAACGCGGAGAGUUGGUCCAGGCCUGCUGCGGAUGUUAAGAGUGGCAUUCUGCUCUCGUCAGCGCACCCCUCUUCUGCUCAGUCUCUACCUGCUCACAGUGCACGUCCUGCUGUUACUCUGCCUCGGUGGAUACCUCUAAGCCUUUUCACUGAUAGGACAGUUGGACCACAGGGAUCAUGUCAAAACAUAAGCCAUUUUAUGUUUUUGUUCCACACAAAUGUUGCACUUUGAAGUCUAAUUUUACUUGUAGCCAAAGUUUACACUGUAGAUAUUUGGUAUGAAUUUGAUUUGUCGUAUGAUUUUUAACUUAAUUUCUCUUAACAGCUGUGACACUUUUUAAGGUAAGCUGGGGUCAGAAAGAGACUAAGUUGUGCAUUUUCCUUCAACUUGAAAGGAAUGUGUAGAUAUUGAGAGAAGUAUUGUGGCUAUAGGCGUGUUCCUGUGCCUUUUAAACUUUAACACUUGAUGGUCACUUUAUGUUAAUGGAUUUAGGCUUUGGGACAUGUUUUUCUUGUCUGGUCUCUUUCUCUUCUGCUCAUUUUAUGCACAAAAAUGGAGCACAGUGCAAUUAUAUUAUUUUUAGAUUACUUUAACCUUUACAAUUAAAGCGGCAUUUUACCAGGGAACACUGCUCAUAUAAUGUUAAAUGAGUUACUGAGUAUUUUCAGCAUUCUUUCAGUUUUACUGGACCAAUUUUGUAAGGACUACACUGAUGUAGUUUGUUUAGAUGCGAGGGACAGAAGUUGUGCUUAUUAAUGAUUGUUCCCACAUUCACAUACUGAAAUACAUUUAUACUGUACAUUGCAACUAUUAAAGGGCUGUGUAAAACCAGACAUAACAUGUUGGACCAGACAUAAUAGUGCUUAUAUGUUUUUUCAAAUUAACUUUUACAGCAAUGGGUUUGUUGUACCAUAAAUUUAUUCUGUAAUGGCAGGGCAUUCUUGUCUAUUAACUACCUUGUAAACAUCCGAAAGAUGAAUUAAAUAAUCCAUAAACA